Molecule: messenger RNA, 659 nt
Organism: Drosophila teissieri
Lineage: Eukaryota; Metazoa; Arthropoda; Insecta; Diptera; Drosophilidae
Exons: 1
Coding region: 138-536 (132 amino acids)
Source: RefSeq, a predicted model, not a curated record
CUGGCCCGUUCCACCUACGAUACCAUCUCGGCGAUGGCUGGAGAGUAGCCCCAGAAUUAGUUGUCAUCGUGGACGAGCCAAAAAUCCCACAUCGACCCUCCUGAUCCCCCAGAAGAUCCUGCUCCUUCGCCGAAGACAUGGAAACGGUGCACACGGCCAUCGGUGUUGCGGGCAUAGUGGCCAUGUUCUGGGUGGUGACCCGAUCGGUAACUCAAGUAGCUGGCAUGGUGUUUAACCAAUCCCGUGAUCCGAUUGCUGACCUUGUGAGCCGCGGUGGUCCAGUGGCGGAUCAGCUGUCCGCCGUCGAGGGGGAAACUCCGCUGGUGGAGGGCGACCGCAUGGAUGGCGCCUGCUCCGUGGUACAAAGCAUUGGCGGCAAGGCGUGUGCCUUGAUAGGGCCAUUGCUACCAAAGUUUCCGGCUGAACGGACUUCCGAGGGUUCCUCGAAGGAAGACGAAAAAGAUAAAACGGACCCGGAGCAGGUGGUAGUAAAACAGGAAGCUCCGCCUCCGGCAGAUUUAUCGGAAGAGGAGUAGGAUCUAUUCAGCAACGAUGUCGAAUGGAGGAGGCUAUCAGAAUGUAAAAGAAAAUUUUUAGUAUUCUCUAGUCGGCCUUGGAAAUAAACUUCACUUUUGUUGUGGGCUUUGUGUGAUUCGAAA